GCCACCUGGAAGGGCGCAUUCUCCGUAGGCGGAUGUGCCAGAACGCAACACCUAGCGCCGACAAUGGUGGCCUGCUGCCACCUAAGCACUUGCAACUCAAUGGAAGCUCGUCUCAUCUGGCCCCGUCAGGGCAGGGCGGCCGGGACAGCCGACUGAAAAGCAGGGCUUCAGGUGCUUUCACCAAAAAUAUCUCCAGAUAGUUUCACUUCGCCAGAUAGUUUCCUCAUUGCAUUCUUACGAGGUAGGAUAGGAUUGGUAGGGGAGCAGGGGUACUUGGGUUCCAGGUAUAGGUGGUGCAUCUCAUGCUCUGCGGGCGUUCCAGUCGCAGGGGUGCAGCGUAUGCCUGCCCGUAACCAGAUGCGAACGCUCAGACAACCCUCUGAUAAGCUCCGACGCUCUCCUUGAUUGUUGCAGAUGAGAAACUGUCAGUCACCAGGAUCUAGCACACCUCUCAAGCUUGCCCGACUUUCCACGUAAUGGCUGACCGGUGGCCACAACAAGAUGGCAGGCCAGAUCUACCCAGAACUGAAUCAGGUAGCGAUGCCGGCUCCGACACUCAUCCGAAAGCAAGUGAUGAUCCAAUCCAGAGUCCGCUCGCAUCAGCAAGCUCCGGGGGUAGGGCCAGGGGCCUUGCAGAGCUUCCUGCCGUGAGGGAGGUCCUCCUGGGGACAAUUGACAGGCCGUCGCCCGACUUGCAGGCUCUGUAUCAGGCGUCAGGAACCUCGGUUGAUGAGCUGCUGGAGCAGAAGAAAGCAAUAGACUGCUUGGCGUCGGCGUCACUUAUUAACGCAGGCGUGCAGCGCCAGAAGAAAGGUGACAGUGACCCUGGCAGGAAGCGGAGCAGAAGCAAGGCGGAGGAGGGCCACGGUGGCCAAGAAGGGGGCGCGGACCUGAACGACUCUGGGUCAGAGAAGCCGAGCAAGACCACUACAAUUUGGACAGAAGAUGAGGAUAAGUUGCUGUACGAACUUGUUGCACGCUUUGGCACGUCCAAAUGGUCUCUGGUUGCUUCCAAGUUUGAAAACAAGACAAAUAAGCAAUGCAGGAGAAGGUGGCAAACGUGUUCCAAUGUAAUGGGAGCCAAAGGCGCCUGGACAGCGGAAGAAGACAACCAGCUCAUCGAGGGGCACGCGUUCUUCGGGAACCGCUGGACGGACAUUGCAAAGCUUGUGCCGGGGAGGACGGACAACGCCGCCAAGAACCGGUACUUUGCGCUGCUGCGGAAGCAGGCGGCGUCCGCAAAAGCCGGCAAGCCGUCCGAAGAGGAGGGGGGAAGUGGUCUCGCAGUGCUGUCCGAAGACCAGCAAGUGGACCCUAGAAUAGCGUCCGCAAUCCUGCAAGCAUCCCCAGGAGCUCGCAGCGAGCUGCCCGGCCAGAAGCGGAAUCGACCGAGCGACGACUUUUCCGCGGAAGAGGUCGAGGAGCGGGUGAGCCCCCGCUUCCGGGGGGGCGCGGCAGAGCCGUCUCUCGGGCGCCUCCAGGGGCUGUUUUUCCCCCUCGAAGCGGGGCUGGAACCGGGCCCUCAAUUCGGACAGGGCCUGAACCUCAAUCUUCCAGAAGCGCGCUUUCUGCAGCAGCAGAAGGGCGCGCAAGAGUUCCGGUUUCGGCGGCCUGAGGGCCCGCAACCCGGCAUCAGCUUCUCACGGCCAGAGGAGCUUCCAGGGUACUUCCCACCCCGCGAGGGUCUGCGUCAGCCACACGUCGACGCCGCUCCCUUGCCAGUCAUCCCCAGACCGGACGGCGCCGAAGGGGGAGCUGCAGGGGAGGGGGGAGAUGCGCGACAACCCCGGCAGGAAGCGUCGAGGAAAGAGUCUCUUGACCUUGACCUAAAUAGCACGCCACUCAAGUGGUUGUGAGGAGUCGAGCGUUGAGACGACGUGCUUCUUGACCUCGGGCUCGGUUUGGUAGUUAUUGUAGGUUGUUGGUGUGGCACCCACAGAGAGUGUAUAGUAUGAUGUGGGGGUUACGCGUAUCUUGUUCCGCUCCGAAUGAUCAGGCAAGGAGCGGCAUAGUGCACCCAGGCGGGUGCCUUAGGUCAACAACCUGCCUCACGACAGUCAAUACGGAAUACGGGCUCGGGCCUUGUCUCCUCCUGGACAAGGCACUGGCUUUUAUAGGGCAAGAGGAGAGGCUUUCUUGGCGUUUGCCGAGGCUUUGUUGUUAGGGUAAAAGUAUGAAGAUUGACGUUACCACAACACAUUUUAAAUGAAUUAGUUGCAUAAGAGUUGCAGUACAUUGGACUCCGAAUUAGUAGGUACAUAGAUGGAGGAAUCUGUUUGAGUUUCUAAGUAAAUGCUCAUAGGCGGUUUGAACGAUUGUAGCUCCACUUCCAUUUGUCGAUCACUAGCAAUGACAGUCAGUCUAAAAGACAGAGAAAGAUAAAGGUCCAGAAGAAUUGAACGACGUUGACCUGCUCAAGUUUGGUUAGGGUGUAUUCUUUGUUAAUCCUUUUUGCC
Molecule: messenger RNA, 2456 nt
Organism: Klebsormidium nitens
Lineage: Eukaryota; Viridiplantae; Streptophyta; Klebsormidiophyceae; Klebsormidiales; Klebsormidiaceae
Source: the annotation of a GenBank genome assembly